CCGGCUCUCAACGCGCGCCCCUGUGCGCGCUCUCUGGUGCGUGCGUUUGGCCAUGGGACCUGCCGCCCGCUUGGGACGCGCAGUCCCCUUCGCCAGGGUCUCUCCCUGGCUCCUGCCCCUGACCUGCGUCCUUCUGAAGACGUUGCCCGCCGCCAGGGCUGCAGAUGCCCCGAAGCCCAACAUUCUGCUGAUUAUGGCCGACGACCUGGGCAUUGGGGACCUGGGUUGCUACGGAAACCGGACACUGAGGACGCCCAAUAUUGACCGGCUCGCCAAAGAAGGCGUGAGACUGACCCAACACUUGGCUGCUGCCCCGCUCUGCACCCCAAGCCGAGCCGCCUUCCUCACGGGGAGACACUCGUUCCGAUCGGGCAUGGACGCCAGCAACGGGUACCGCGCCCUGCAGUGGAACGCGGGCUCCGGGGGCCUCCCGCAGAACGAGACCACCUUUGCCAGACUCCUGAGGGAACAAGGCUAUGCCACGGGGAUCAUCGGGAAAUGGCACCAGGGCCUCAACUGCGCCCGGCGGGAUGACCACUGCCACCACCCGCUCCGACACGGGUUCGACUACUUCUACGGCAUGCCCUUCACGCUGGUCAACGACUGUCACCCUGCCCGGCCCCCCGAGGUGGACGCCAGGUUUCGCGCCCAGCUGUGGCUCUACACGCAGGCUGUCGCCCUGGCCAUGUUCUCCCUGGCGGCCAGCAGGGCUAGCGGCCUGCUGCCCGUGCCGUGGACGCUGGUGGCCGCCGCGGCCGGCCUGGGGCUGCUGUUCUUCGUGUCCUGGUACUCCAGCUUUGGGUUCGUACGUCGCUGGAACUGCAUCGUCAUGAGAGAUCACCAGGUCACUGAGCAGCCGAUGGAUCUAGAUGGAGCGGCCGGACGGAUGCUCCGGGAGGCCGUGUCCUUUAUUGACCGAAACCAGCAGCGCCCGUUCCUGCUCUUCCUAUCCCUGCUGCAUGUCCAUAUCCCGCUGCCCACCAUGCCCGCGUUUCGGGGACGGAGCCAGCACGGCCUGUACGGAGACAACGUGGAGGAGAUGGACUGGCUAGUGGGCGAGGCCGUGCGGGCCCUGGACGAGCGCGGCCUGAGGAACAGGACCCUGGUCUACUUCACGUCCGACCACGGCGGUCACCUGGAGGCCCAGGGCGAGGGCGGCCAGCUGGGCGGCUGGAACGGCAUCUACAGAGGCGGCAAAGGCAUGGGGGGCUGGGAAGGGGGCAUCCGCGUGCCCGGGAUAUUCCGCUGGCCGGGCGUGCUGCCCGCCGGCCGCGUGGUGUCCGCGCCCACCAGCCUCAUGGACGUCCUCCCCACCGCGGUGCAGCUGGCCGGCGGGCACUUGCCCCAGGACAGGGUCAUCGACGGCCGGAGCCUGGUGCCCCUGCUCCAAGGCGCCGUGACACACUCAGCCCACGAGUUCCUCUUCCACUACUGCGGGCAGCACCUCCACGCCGCGCGCUGGCACGAGAGGGACAGUGGAAAGUUGUGGAAAGUCCACUACGUGACCCCCCGGUUCCACCCAGACGGGGCAGGUGCGUGCUACGGCCGAGGGGUGUGUCCUUGCUCCGGGGACGGUGUCCGCCAUCACAGCCCACCCCUGCUCUUCGAGCUCAUCAGCGACCCGGCCGAGGCACAGCCCCUGACCGCAGCCACCGAGCCCCGAUUCCUCUCGGUGGUGGCCCGGCUGGCCCGGGCAGUGGCCGAGCACCGAAGGACCGCGAGUCCCGGGCCGCCCCAGUUUUCGCCGAGCAACAUCAUCUGGAAGCCGUGGUUGCAGCCGUGCUGUGGGACCUUCCCCUUCUGCUCCUGCCGUGAAGACACGGAGCCCCGGGAGGGACCGUCCACUCAGCUCCACCCCUAGAAGGACACGCCUCAGAGGCCCAGAGGGGACGCAGAAUGCAGGGGACGGUUGCACUCAGCCAGCAGGAGAGAGUGGACAGCCGGAGCAAGACGGUGGAAGGAGAGAUGGUCUGAUAGAUGAUGGGUGGAUGGAAGGAUAGACAUAUUGACCGGUGAUCGAUGGAUGGAAGGAUAGAUUAUUGAUGGCGGGUGGAUGUUUGGAAGGAUAGAUUAUUCGUAGAUAAUGGCUGGCUGGAAAGAUAUAUUGUUGAUGGAUUAUGGAUGAAUGGAAGGAUAGAUUAUUCAUAGAUGAUGGAUGGAUGGAAGGAUAGACAUAUUGAUCGGUGAUCGAUGGAUGGAAGGAUAGAUUAUUCAUGAUGGAUGGAUGUUUGGAAGGAUAGAUUAUUUGUAGAUAAUGGCUGGCUGGAAAGAUAUAUUGUUGAUAGAUUAUGGAUGAAUGGAAGGAUAGAUAUGUUGACUGGUGAUAGAUGGAAGGAUAGAUUACUGAUGAUGGAUGGAUGGUUGGAAGGAUAGAUUAUUGGCAGAUGAUGGAUGGCUGGAAAGAUAUAUUACUGAUAGAUCAUGGAUGAAUGGAAGGAUAGAUUGUUGAUAGGUGAUGGAUGGGAAUUUGGAUGGAAGGAUGGAUUAUUGGUAGAUGGUGGCUGGGUGUAAAGAUAUAUUGUUGACACAUUAUGGAUGAAUGGAAGGAGAGAUAUAUUGACCAGUGAUGCAUGGAUAGAAGGAUAGAUUAUUGAUGACGGAUGGAUGGUUGGAAGGAUAGAUUAUUGGUAGAUGAUGGCUGGCUGGAAAGAUUUAUUAUUGAUAGAUCAUGGAUGAAUGGAAGAAUAGAUUGUUGAUAGGUGAUGGAUGGGGAUUUUGGUGGAAGGAUAGAUUAUUGAUGAUGGAUAGAUGGAUAGAUUAUUCAUAGAUGAUGGAUGAUGGAAGAAUAGAUACACUUAUAGGUGAUGGGUGGAUAGAAGGAUAGAUUAUUGACAAAUGAUGGAUGGGUUUUUGUAUGGAAGAAUAGAUGUUUUGAUACAUCAUGGAUGCAUGGAAAGAUCGACAUAUUGAUAGAUGAUGCAUGGGAGGAUAGAUUCUUGAUAAAUGAUGGAUGGAUGGAAGAAUAGAUUGUUAGCAGAUGAUGGGUGGGUUUUUGUAUGGAUGGAUAGGUGUAUUGAUAGGUAAUGGAUGAUGGAAGGAUAAUCUAUCAAUAGAUGACAGAUGGAUGGAAGAACAGAUUAUUGAUAGACUAGGGAUGGAUGGAAAGAUAGAUUAGUGAUAAAUGAUGGAUGACUGGGAGGACAGAUAUAUUGAUAGAGGAUGCUCCCCCAAUAACCAAUAGAACCCAAAGUUCACAUGCAGAAGGGAAAUUUUUAACCAGACACAGAAGUCAACCUCAGGGUCCGUCCAGUGGUGUCAAGGGGUCGCCCCCUUUUCUCAAACCCCGGAAAAGGAGGUGAUGCUUGGAACACGGGGAGUCACCAGGGGCCGAGGGUUGCCAACAGCGACCCCCAAGUGUCUGUUGUGUCUGCAAAUAAAAUCAAU
This is a messenger RNA of Sorex fumeus (smoky shrew), 3384 nucleotides long. RefSeq names its product arylsulfatase D-like. The transcript has 10 exons. Bases 53 to 1861 code for a protein of 602 amino acids. Lineage: Eukaryota; Metazoa; Chordata; Mammalia; Eulipotyphla; Soricidae. The record is from RefSeq and is a predicted model, not a curated record. Gene Ontology annotation, molecular function: arylsulfatase activity.